AUGGCAGCAAAAGACAAGAAGUCGUUCAUAACGAUGGAGCCAAAUGACACGAUACGUUUCGUCGGCGACUUUAAUAGCGAAAUCAAGACACAUCUGAAGAUUACUAACAAAAGCGAUAUGAAGCAAGCAUUCAAAAUAAAGUGUACCCGAAACGACCUGUUCAAAAUUCGACCUGCAACCGGAAUUUUAGACUACAAUCAAACGUCAAACAUCACUCUCACAUACAAGCCAAAUGGAGAGAUUCCGGAAAACGACAAGCAUCACUUUGGAGUCUAUCACAUUCCUGCACCGGAAGGUUGCACAUGUGAAGGCGCCUGGAGUGAACAUUAUGGACCUCCACAGGGAGAAUUCAGACUAAAGGUUCAAUUUGAAGAGGCGAAGUAG
Cooperia oncophora is the source of this 384-nucleotide messenger RNA. The record is from the annotation of a GenBank genome assembly. Lineage: Eukaryota; Metazoa; Nematoda; Chromadorea; Rhabditida; Trichostrongylidae.